Megalobrama amblycephala (Wuchang bream) is the source of this 936-nucleotide messenger RNA. It is a transcript of the gene malb, whose product is annotated as mal, T cell differentiation protein b. Gene Ontology annotation, molecular function: structural constituent of myelin sheath. The transcript is spliced from 4 exons. Gene Ontology annotation, biological process: myelination. The record is from RefSeq and is a predicted model, not a curated record. Gene Ontology annotation, cellular component: membrane. The coding region runs from base 66 to 539 and encodes 157 amino acids. Lineage: Eukaryota; Metazoa; Chordata; Actinopteri; Cypriniformes; Xenocyprididae.
UGAAAAGACGCGGCCGUGGCUCCGUUACUCCAGUCAUUCCUCUAGCGGAUAGCGGGAGCGCGACAAUGGCAGCGGCCACACAGCAGAUGUCGAGUCUGCCCAGCGGAUUCCGGAUCUGUACCACUGCACCGGACAUACUCUACCUGCCCGAACUGGUUUUUGGAGGGUUAGUAUGGAUCCUGGUGGCGUCCACACUUAUCACACCGAACAACCCUCAGGGAUGGGUGAUGUUUGUAUCAGUCUUCUGCUUUGUGAUGACUUUCCUCUGGCUCAUCUUCUUCGCCUGUGGAGUGCACAAAAACAGCAGCGCCUGGGCUACAGCGGACUUUAUUUAUCACCUUAUUGCUGUUACGUUCUAUCUGAGCGCCUCUGUGAUCCUGGCCAAUGUGACCAUAGGCAUGAAAACUUUAACUGCAGCUAAUAUCUAUCCCUUUAAGUACUAUCAAAUCGACAUUGCAGCUGUGGUGUUCUCGUUUAUUGCCACAUUGCUUUACUUCAUCCACUGCAUCCUUUCUGCUGCGCGGUGGAAAUCCUUCUAAUCAAAGAAUCUGAUCAAAACAAAAUCAUUUCGACAUAAAGGGAAAAUAAACACUGUAAAAUCACUGGGGCUGAGAAAGACGAAUAUCGGGGUCAGUCCUGAGCCGCCCUCUACUCAAAAACCACAGCAAUCAUGAUGGAAUAAACCCACUUUUCAUAGAUUGUUCUGACCUUAUUGAUUCUGUAAUGAUUAUGUUUUCUUAUAUUUGGGAGAAGGGAAACUUUUAUAAAAUGGUAUCUGAACUAGAAAGAUGACGCUCAGUGUAGAUGCAGAUGAAGAAACAACAUGUGGGUUUUUGUAUACUUGUAUCUUUGUAACAGAUAAAUCAAUUUUUGUAUAUUUAGCUACUACACACAGUGAACAACAUAUUUUAAUAAAAGAAUAUAAACUAGACAGAA